Messenger RNA from Labeo rohita (rohu), 4235 nucleotides. It is a transcript of the gene atg16l1, whose product is annotated as ATG16 autophagy related 16-like 1 (S. cerevisiae). The transcript has 20 exons. Gene Ontology annotation, cellular component: autophagosome membrane. Bases 198 to 2063 code for a protein of 621 amino acids. Gene Ontology annotation, biological process: autophagosome assembly; negative stranded viral RNA replication. The record is from RefSeq and is a predicted model, not a curated record. Gene Ontology annotation, molecular function: protein binding. Lineage: Eukaryota; Metazoa; Chordata; Actinopteri; Cypriniformes; Cyprinidae.
GCCGACGCAGGAAACGUACGUCUGUUGAGCCAAAAUGGCGUCCGUGAUCCUUCAGUCAGGAGUGGGCUAGCAUGAAACCUGUCCGAUUAAACCUCUUAUGACACGGUUCGGCUCUUAUUAGUCGGAUUAAUCAUUUUCAUCAUUAAGAAGAGUCCAUCUAAACAAGCGGGGACGCCUUUAGAUGCCGUGAGGAGGAGAUGGCGGGACGUAGAGUCGAAUGUUUGUGGAAACGUCACGUUGUCGAGCAGCUGAAGCAGAGAGACAGAGUUCAACGUCAGGCCUUUGAGGAGAUCAUACAUCAGUAUAACCGGUUAUUAGAGAAGUCUGAUCUUCAGGUUGUUUUUUCUGAGCGUCUCCAGACAGAGAAAUAUGAGCAACAGAACAGACACGACCUCAGUCCCGGCGUAGAGGGCGGCCGCAGUGAUUCCCUGCAGCAGGAAAUGGCUCAGAUGAGAAUCAAGCAUCAAGAGGAGCUGACGGAGCUGCACAAGAAACGAGGAGAGUUGGCCCAGAGUGUGAUUGAACUAAACAACCAGAUUCAGCAGAAAGACAAAGAGAUCCAGAGUAAUGAAGCCAAGAUGUUGGAGUAUCAGCAGCAGAUCUCCCAUCUGGAAGGCGAGUGUCGUGAGCUCCGCAACUCUCUGGCCGACCUGGAACGAGCCAAUCAGACGCUACGAGAUGAGUACGAUGCCCUGCAGAUCACAUUCAGCGCCCUGGAGGAGAAACUCCGGAAAACCACCGAGGAGAACCAGGAGCUGGUGACACGCUGGAUGGCCGAGAAAGCGCAGGAGGCCAACAGACUCAACGCUGAGAACGAGAAAGACUCCAGGCGCAGACAGGCGAAACUGCAGAAGGAUUUGGCAGACGCAGCAAAGGAACCUCUUCCUAUAGACCCAGAUGAUGACAUCGAAGUUCUCUCAGAGGAUGUUGGGAAGGGAACGGGUGAAACGUCACCGACCAGACAGAUCAGUCGCACACCCAGCAGACGAGUGUCUCAGCCUCCUCCUCCUGCCGGACUGCUGGAUUCCAUCUCUAAUAUCUUUGGCUUGUCUGAUUCUGUCCAACCUGGUUUCGUCCCAUCUGACUCCAGAAGACGUCGCUCUGUUAAUUCGUUCAGCUCGUCUCCUGAGACCGCGGAGGUGCCGUCGGCAUGCGCUGAUGUCAGAGUUCCCUCCACUGCGCUACACAUCUUUGACGCCCAUGAUGGAGAAGUGAACGCCGUGAGGUUUAGUCCCGGUUCCCGUCUGCUUGCCACAGGAGGAAUGGACCGCAGAGUCAAGCUCUGGGAGGUCAUAUCUGGGAGGUGUGAACCUAAAGGUGCGCUGACAGGCAGUAAUGCUGGAAUCACCAGUAUAGAGUUUGAUAGUGCGGGCUCGUAUCUACUGGCUGCGUCAAAUGAUUUUGCCAGCAGAAUCUGGACGGUUGAUGAUUACAGACUGCGGCACACACUCACAGGGCACAGCGGGAAGGUUUUAUCCGCUCGCUUUCUCCUCGAUAACGCUCGAAUCGUCUCCGGCAGCUACGAUCGAACGCUCAAGCUCUGGGACUUACGCAGCAAAGUCUGCAUGAAGACGGUGUUUGCUGGUUCUAGCUGUAAUGACAUCGUCUGCACGGAGCAGUGUGUGAUGAGCGGACACUUUGAUAAGAAAGUUCGUUUCUGGGACAUCAGGUCGGAGAGCAUCGUGCGUGAGCUGGAGUUGCUGGGACGUGUUACGUCUUUGGACCUCAACCACGACCGGACCGAGCUGCUGACCUGCUCUCGUGACGACCUGGUGAAAAUAAUCGAUCUGCGCAGUAAUGCAGUGCGACAGACGUUUAAUGCUCAAGGUUUCAAGUGUGGUUCAGACUUCACCAGAGUCACAUUCAGCCCUGAUGGAAGUUACGUGGCGGCCGGUUCUGCAGACGGCGUUCUGUACAUUUGGAACGUUCUAACGGGGAAACUAGACAAAACCCUUGAUAAGGGUCACAGUUCUGCCAUAAAUUCUGUGUCCUGGUCUCCAUCGGGUGCAUAUGUGGCCAGCGUUGAAAAAGGCAGCAAGGCUGUGCUUUGGUCUGACAUGUGACCGGCCGCUCCCUUCCUCCGCAGUGAUUGGUUGAGCCCCGUUCCUCCGUGAUUGGAUGAAACAGACUGUAAAGACAGAAUGAAAGUGAGCCCACCCUCACGUCCCACUGGCCUCUUGAACUACCUUUCCCACAAUGCCAUCUUGUUUGGCUACCUGUGUACAUGUGCCGUCUGCCUGUAUGAUCGGACAGCACCGUACACGUAUUAUACAUAUUUAUAUCGGCUUUCAUGUACUGUCUGUCUCUGAUGGAGAUUAUACAAGUGACUCUCACUGUCCUACACGACUCUUACUGCUUGUUUUAACACGGCUUUAAAAUAGUGUGUGUGUGUGUGUGUGUGUUUGUGUGUCUUUACUGUCCGAGUUAUGCUUUGCCUUAUACAGAUACAGGCCAUUAAGCUGCAGGUGUGUGUGUGUGUUUGUGUGUGUUGGAUGCAAUUCCAGUUGAGCUUGACGGAUAGCACUGUUCACAAAAUAUUGUUCCUAGAGCGAAAAUCCCACAUCUCCCUUUUUCAGUCGUGAAUAAAACAAUUGAACAGGAACCUAAUUUUAUUUAGGAUGGAUCUCACAAAGAAAUUCCUGUUUUCUCCUAAAAUCAAAAAGAAAACAUUUUGCUUAAAGAAAAUGAAGACUGUCUGUUUUUUGAUCAUUUGCAUUGACAUUUUUUUUAAACAUUUAAACACAUUUAACCCUCUGUUUGUAUUGCAAAAAAAAAAUGAAAAUGAAAAAUUAAUUCUCAUACCGCAUUAGAGUCAUAAUCAUCCUGUCCAUAAAGUGUUUUACUUAUUAAAUUAAAUAAAUUAAUUAAUGCAUAAAGUAAAGCCCGGAAAACUGCCAUUAUUAUAUAGUUAUAACAAAUAUAUUUUUUUAUUUUAUUGGAUAUUAUUAUAAUUUAUUUAAUAUAUUUCUUUCCACAGCAAAGUAAUUUUACACAACCCCAAAAUUAUUUAUUUUGGAUUGCAGCAAUGAAAGUUUUGUGACGAAUGUGAUUGGAAAAAUAAUGUCAGUGAAUAAAAUAAUAAUAAAUAUCUAUAAUAAAAGCAAAAAAUAAUAUUAAAUGUUAAAAUAUUAAAAUAAUAUUCUAAAAACAAGCUUAAUUUUCUUUAUGCAAAAUGUAAUUACUAUUAUAUUACAGAACAUUUUGGUGGAAAAUGUGUUUGAAUUAAAAAAAAAUGUGCAUGCAUAAAAAAAAAAAAUCUAAAAACAGGCAUACUUUUUUUUUUUUUUUUUUUUUUUUAUUAAUGCAAAAUGUAAUUUCUUUAUUUUUAUUUUGGGGUGAAGUAUCACUUAAUUAUGUGAGAAUUACCUGUAAACUCCUGACUGUGUGUCCGUUUAUGUAUGUUGAUGCUCUGAUUAUUUGUGGCAUUCAGAAUUAAUUUUUUUUCUGCCAUGCAUAUGAGAUUUAAAAGUGUUUUCCACAGUUCUGUCAUACAGUUUACAUAUUUAGUGGAAAUGACACCAUAUUUAAUUUGACAAAAAUGAAAACAUGGCCAUGUGACUCUUUGUCCUAAGCCCCUCCCCUUGGAUCCCGGAUGAGCGUGUGCGUGUGGUGAACGGGUGAUGCACGCAGUGAUGCUGAAUGUAUGCAAUGAGAUGUGUGUGUGUUUUAGUGGAGAAAGUGAUGCUCUGUUGUUCUUUAUUUUUAUUUUACUUUUAUUUCACACGCUGCACACAAGCUCAUAUCCCUGACAGCGUUUUCUCUGAGCAUGACGUCUGUUUCUGAUACUGUAUCAAAUUCUGCGCAGACACUCUCCUUGCGCUGUUGUGCAAAGGAAAACAAGUGCACUUGUGAUUCGCCCUGACGCCAGCAGCAGAACUGGUGACGUUUGCACUUAGUACAAAAAAAAUAAAAAGACUGUAAUGCACCUUCAUACUCGACCGAACACUAUAUUGGCUCGUUUUAAGACACUCGCAUCCCCUCACGCUCAACGCUGGAGUCUGUCGAGGUGCCUAACAAGUGCACUUGGUUUCAGAUGGCGAGUGGAGGGGACUGCACACUUUAUGGAUGAAUUGUGGGUGUGGCUUGUUUAGCUCCACCCUCUCUGAUGCAUUUGUGGGUGGGGCUGAGAGUGGGCCGGCUUAAACGGACCGUGGGAGAUAAUUGUCGCUAAUGUAUAUGAGGUCUCUGUAUAUGUCUGCUUAAUGUUUGCACACCAUAAAAUGUGUGGGACGUUA